Molecule: messenger RNA, 1914 nt
Organism: Gopherus flavomarginatus (Mexican gopher tortoise)
Lineage: Eukaryota; Metazoa; Chordata; Testudines; Testudinidae
Product: class I histocompatibility antigen, F10 alpha chain-like
Exons: 5
Coding region: 82-930 (282 amino acids)
Biological process (GO): immune response
Cellular component (GO): external side of plasma membrane
Source: RefSeq, a predicted model, not a curated record
CAGCCGUGUUGUGUACGUGGACGAUCAAGUCAUCUACGUCUACACCAGCGGGAUGCAGAGGGCGGAGCCCGCCCAGUGUGGAUGGCGCAGAACGAGGGUCCGGAGUUCUGGGACGAGAGGACCUGGUGGGCACAGCGCCACCAGAAAUGGUUCAAAGCAAGUUUGAACACCCUGGGUCAGCUCUACAACCAGAGCGAGGGGUUUCACAUUAUCCAGAUGAAAUACGGCUGUGAUCUCCGGGAAGACAACACCACUUGGGGGUUUUACCAGGAUUCCUAUGAUGGGCGAUACUUUCUUACCUUUGAUACGGAGAGCAUGACUUUAGGAGCAGCAGAUAUUGGGGCUCAGAUCACCAAAAGGAGAUGGGAUGCUGAAGUAUUUGACAACCAGCAGUGGAAACGCUACUUGGAGGAGAGAUGUAUCCCCUGGCUAAGAAGUUCUCUAGAGUAUGGGAAGGAGACUCAACAGAGGAAAGUGCGCCCAACAGCUAGAGUGAGUGACAGGUCAUCUCAUGACGGCCUCACCACCCUCUCCUGUAAGAUCAGUGGGUUCUACCCCCAGGACAUCACCGUGACCUGGCUGAGAAAUGGGGAGAACAGACAGCAAGAGACCUACUCCGAAGGCAUCCUACCCAGUGGGGAUGGGACCUACCAGACCUGGGUGGCAAUGGAGAUUGAUCCCAAGAUCAAAGCCCAUUAUUCAUGUCACGUGGAGCAUGAGAACCUGUUAGAGCCACUCUCUGUCACCUGGGAACCAAAUAACAGUCUGAUUCCCGUUGUGGCUGGAGUUAUCACUGCAGUUGUCCUGAUUGGUGGUAUAAUCGGAGUAGUCGUCUGGAAAAAGGAACGCCCAGGUAAAGAGCCUGGGAUGGGGGGAUUCCCUGGACUUGGGAGGAAGGGAGAUGGCUAUGCUGUAGCUCAGAGUAAGUGACAACAAAUCCAUCGCCUCUUUUCAAGUGGCCACCUCCGAACAGCCAUCAGUAUUUGGUAUAAAGUGGUAUCAAGACUGCUGCUGACUCACAGAUCCACCUCUGCUCUCAGUCUGUCUCUGUCUGUCCAGAGGAAAGGAGCAGGGCAAAAGUAACACAUUCUUAGCCCCUUACUAAAACUCAAUGUGCGUUUUUGGUUGGGUAGCCCCCCCGUACCAGAAGGAAGGGGAAGGGUGGAUGGGAAACUGGGACCCUGAGACUAACAGUGCCCAGGGGCAAUGGGGAGAGGCCAAUGCUCCUGGUCAGCCUGAUUGACAGGACAGGCAGGCUAAUGAGGGAGUCAGGAGGCUGGGGGGGUGAGGGGCGUGAGCUGGAAUCAUCUGAGUCAGACACUGGGUCUGAACUCAGGGGAGAGCAGGAGCCCGAGCAGAGCUGAGCCAGAGAUAACUAGAGAAGCAGCCCAGGGAGCAGACCUGUGCUGGGAGCAGAGCUGCAGCAACCAGAGCCAGAGGGGCCAGAGAAGCUGCCUGGGGGCUGGAGGCAGAGCAGUGCUGAGGAGAGUGGAGCUGGGGCUGGAGCUGGAGCAGUCCGGAGCUGGGUGCAGUGAGCAGAUGGGGCAGAGUGAUGGGGGGACGACCCUGGGCAGAGGGUCCAGCGAAGGGAGACACACCAGCCAAGAUGACUUGGAAGGGGAUUGUUACCCUGAUAAGAGGGGCUGACACUGGGAAGAAGGAUCCUGCCACCUAGAGCCUGAGGGUGUUUGGCCACCGCCAGAGCGUCUGACCCACAGCAUCCCUGAAGCACAGCCAUGGCCUGAGAAGAAGGCCUGGGACAUGUGAGGAACAGACUGUGAACUGCCCUUACACUCCAGAGAUGUGUAUUUGUGAUGUUGCCUACCACAGAGCAGGGUGAUGUGUUUUUCUUUCACCUUUUCCAUUUUUCCUUAUUUUUUUAAUUGGUUGCUAUUUAAUAAAUUGUAUUGUUGA